Messenger RNA from Lineus longissimus, 5474 nucleotides. RefSeq lists its product as uncharacterized. Gene Ontology annotation, biological process: regulation of transcription by RNA polymerase II. Bases 206 to 3940 code for a protein of 1244 amino acids. The transcript is spliced from 8 exons. Lineage: Eukaryota; Metazoa; Nemertea; Pilidiophora; Heteronemertea; Lineidae. Gene Ontology annotation, cellular component: nucleus. Gene Ontology annotation, molecular function: RNA polymerase II cis-regulatory region sequence-specific DNA binding; DNA-binding transcription activator activity, RNA polymerase II-specific. The record is from RefSeq and is a predicted model, not a curated record.
UCAGUAAUUUUGGCGAAAUUUCUUUGUCGCAAAAGAACAUAUUAUAGGCAAAAAUACACCAGCAAAUUUAAAAUUUACGAUGUAAACUGAUGAAUGAAUACUUCAAUCGCCAAACUGGAUAAUUGUGAUUGCGACAAAGUGUUGAUUCAACUCGAGCGACUACGUCUGCAGGCUUGAGCAAGCUAGCUACAGACAGCCGCCAACAAUGGAAGAGCAGGCCUACGACAUGGAGACCAGCACCUCUACUGAGAUUGCCACAGAGUCGGACGUCAAUCACAACUCAUCCGGAACUGAGGAACGUCCAAAGAGUAUUGAAACUACGGAAGAAAAACGUACUGAAAAUCCAGAACACGUAGACCUUGUGGAGGAAAUAUGUAUAGAGGCUACUGACAUCUACAAAGAAGUGGUGAAUAUUAUGUCAAUAGAUAACGAUUCAAACGUCAUGACGACCGACCUGGUCACAGCAGACGUUGCGACGUCUGAGACUUAUCAUGGUGGUUUACAGUGCAUUGGGUCCAAUUCCCAACCUAUAUUCUGCGGGACAGAGGAGGUAAUAGUUGUUGAACAGGCUGUGGAUAAAAAACCUAGCUUUGAUACCGGUGUCAUCAUUGAGCAGGUCAUGUCCGAGGUUAGCUCUCCUUCCUUAGCAUGUAAUGCGGUGCGUGCUAGCAGUGUGGAUCAGGCACAGCAAGGUGAUUUCCAGAAUAGAUCGGAAAUUCAAGCUAAACCAAAUAUUGACGAACAAUUCACUGUUGAACAAAAUGAUUUGGACAAUGUUGCCACCUAUGAGAUUGAAGCUAAACCAGACAUCAAUGUUGACAUGGUGGUGCAAAUAUUUUCAAAUAAAGAUGCAGAGUCCGGUGAGAUUGUACAAGGUGAUUUGCAGAAUGACUUGAGUAUAGAAACUACAUCAGAUGUUGGCAGUGGAUACACUGUAGAACAAAACCCUGUCCCUUUUUUUGAAAUUGGUACUAAACCCCAAGCAGGGGUGUACUUUAUUCAGAAAGAUUAUCUGGGGAAAGCCGUGCGGCAAAAUUUUCUUGGGAUACAAAACACAGAUGUGGCACCAGAGGUGAAGGCGUCAACAGGUGUUACUGAGGUGACUGGUAUUGCAGAGGAGAUUGAGUCAACAAGUGUUGCAGAGGUGAAUGCGUCGACAGGUGUUACUGAGGUGACUGGUAUUGCAGAGGAGAUUGAGUCAACAAGUGUUGCAGAGGUGAAUGCGUUGAUUGGUGUUGCUGUGGAGAUUGAGUCCACUGGUGUUGCAGAGGUGAAUCAGGCGACUGGUGAAGCAUCAGACCAACUGGAGAAGGAGGAUGUUGGGGAGGAGAAGGACACCAACAAGAGAAAAAGUAGUGACCCUGAUUAUGGGAAAGCGAUGGAGGAAUUUAUGAAAGAACAUGAAGUAGAUUCUGAUGGCAGUGACGACAACACGAUAGUUAGUUCUGGGAGUGAUCUGGAUGAGGACGGUGAAAGUGUUCCCAAGGAGUCUCCGAAGGCAUCAAAAGUGGCACCACAAGGCUUGAGAAGGCAUGAGAAGGGUGCAUUUGGUAUCAUUGCCUCGCCGGGGUCAAACCUUGAUGGACAUCAGAGACUCAAAGGGACCACACCUGCACACUCCAAGAGAAGCAGAGAUGGAAAUGACGGAGCACCAACUCCUGGCCCCAGUGGUGAACCGAUGGUGUCCUAUAUGACAACAGGCAUAACCCAUCGCAGGGAGUCUCCGAAGAAACGUAAAUUGAAUGAAGAAGGUGACAGUCAGCCAGACAAACGGGUUCCUCUGGCUUCACCGUUCCAGUUCGAGUGUCUGAAGUGCGGAAACGUCUUUAAAAACACAGGCGACGUCUGCCCGUGUACUCAAAACACUGGUGUUCCUAAACAAAGUACACAGAACACUGGGGUACAUGAGAACACUGGUGUUACCCCAGGUACCUUGAACACCAAGUGUCUGGUGGCCAUGGCAACAGACUUAAAACAAAAACUUUCCGAGGAAAUUGGAAAAAAUGAUCAAGGGAAUGCAAAGGGUGUUCAAAUCGAAAAGACGACCGGAAAGAAAAAUGCACGGACCCGGAUGAUUUGGUAUAAAAUUCCCGACGAGUUUGACGUGGAGAAAUUAAAUGUUUUGAACGCGGCCUACGUGUGUGCCAAGUGCGACCAUAGGGGCGACAUCAAUGGGUGCUCUUGUAAGAAGCCGGGAAUCUUCGGGACGAAGAUGUUUAGGUACAAGUGUCUGGAGCACUGCGGCCGUGAGUUCUUCAAUCGGCGCGAUUACGAGAAUCACCAGCGUAUGCACCUGAAUGUUCGACCAUUCGCCUGCGGUCUGUGCGACAAGACUUUCACGUCGAAGAAUUUGAUGAACCGACAUUCACAGGUGCACGUUGGAGACAAACCCCAUAAAUGCGACGAAUGCCACAAGCGUUUCAUGUUCAGACGCGACAUGGAGAUCCACGCCCGCACCCACACUGGGGAAAAAACUUUCAUCUGUGAGGACUGUGGGAAUGCCUACACCAGCGAAACUAACCUCCAGAUCCACCGACUCUCUCACACAGGAGGUGAACCGUUCCGGUGCAGGAAAUGCGAGAAGGUUUACCUGUCCAAGAGUCUACGUGACAUCCAUGAGUUGUCCCACACGGGCGAGGGCCCGUUCCCUUGUCAAUUUUGCGGACGUCUCUUCAAUGGCCAGUCUAAUUUGAUCAGGCAUAAGAAGAGAGUCCACAAGGAGAAGAACCCGCCGAUGGUCACAUGUUACAGUUGUCGGGCGGCUUUCAACAACUGCGAUGAAUUACUGGAACAUUGCCAACAGCAUUAUACAGAGCCAGCCCACAAGUGUCAACAUUGCAGUAAAGAAUACGUGACUAAGGUUGAACUUGAAGCCCACGAGCGACGUCACCAGUCCGUUCACGCCAAGCCGUUCAAAUGCGACGAAUGUUCACGCUGCUUUCUCUCCGAUCACAAUCUGCAGAAACAUCGCAAGCUCCACACGAACGGUAGCUCAUUCAGCUGUUGGAUCUGCGAUGAAAAGUUCACCGAUCGCGCCGUUUUAUCAGAACAUAUGAAACGACAUCGACUGCAAGGAAAAGAAGGACUGUGGUGUAAAAUUUGCAAAAAAGGAUUCGCCAAUGCCUCGAAUUUUGUCCGUCAUCGCAAGGCGCAUAAUUUGGCAGAGUCGCCGCAUAUUUGCGCUGAGUGUGGCGCCAUCUUUGCGACGAAUUGGAAACUGAAGAAUCAUAAAGUUUUACAUUCGGACGAGAAGCCGUUUGCCUGUAAGAAUUGUCCGAAAACAUUCAAAACUGCCGAAAGUUUGAAGGGACAUCAGAAAAUUCAUUCCGAGACAAAACCGUUUAUUUGUCAAACCUGCGGGAAGUGUUUCCGAUCAAAGGCGCAUCUUUCGAUUCACAAACGCAUCCACACUGGGGUCUACCCAUUCAAAUGCAAGGAGUGCGGUCGUAACUUCAUCUGUUCGAGUAAUUUGAAAGCCCACAUGUUGACGCGUCACUCGCAGGUAGUUUAUAAGAUCGGCGAUGCCACCGUUGGGGUGGCGAAGCAAGGUGACAAAGUAAAACCUGGGGGACGGCGCCGAAUGAACGAAAAAGGCGACGCGUACCCGAUUUCUGUGCCUGUUGUGGCCUUAGGGCGAGAAAAUGAGGCAUCUGGUUCAUAUUUUCGACCAAGAAAAGUCCCAAUGGCUACUGCAACCGUUAGCCGGAGGAAAAGGGCUCCACGGAAUCUGACCUAUACCCUGAGGGGAUGCGCCCAAAAGGAGGAGGCAUUUCCCGUAGCGGUUGCGGCGGUGGAUUAUUCCUCCACCGGUUUGAACCGACGCUCCGGUUCUGAUCCACAGGCGAAUAAACCGCUUGAGUUCAGUGACCAAAAACAGAACGACGGUGAAAAUUCACCGAAUACAGGACUGCAGAAAAUGGAUUCCUCUCCGGCGGAAUGAGUUUGUAUGGCUAGUUCUGUUGCCACUACUGGUUGAGUCGAAACUGAAAGUUAACAGUCAGCUGGUUCUGCGAUUGAGUAAAAAAUUGUAAGUUUUUAAUACAUUCCAUGAUAAUUGUCCAUAGAUUAGUUGGUAGAUUUGAAGUUUGUGCGCUUAAAGAAUUGUAAAUAGCAAAAUGUGUUGACACUUUUGAGCUGAUUGAGCUGCUUCUGUUACUCAUAUGGUUAUCACAUGUAAAAUGGCCUUCUGCUCAGGGCUCCCGCGACUGGCUAAACUGUGUCUAGACAGUACAUAGGUCUGUACAUAGGUCCAGUGUGGUUGUCCAGUGUGGUUAUCAGAAGCUAACAAACAUCGAAAUGCAGAUUUUUAUUGCCAGAGUACAAUUUUAAGGAGCAAGAAACUCGAUGUGUCACUCAAUACAGCAUUUCUUGAUGGCAGUAUAGUAUAGACCACUGCCUUAAAGACUUGUUUCUGAGACAUCCUGUACUGUCUUGCCCGGCCUUUACAUCAAUUACAAUGAAAAUCUCAAAAUCUCAUUUGAAAUAUUGAUAUAUGAUUGAUAUUGUAAACUGACUGCAUUAUAAAUUUCUUUGGUGUAGCAGAUGAGGAUUCCAAUUGAGAGUUUUCAAUUGUAUGAUACUUUGGGGAAGAUAAAGCUGCAAGAAGACUAUUGAAAGAUGGAAACGCAAACCAAAAGACAGAUACACUGAAUCUUGUAUAAAUACUAAGAAAGUUUCAAGAUCUGGACAUGCUCCCUUUCGGUCUCUCGGCCUAUUGGCUAAGAUUCAGUUGGGAAAGCUUGGUUCAGAAGUCCUGUUCCAUCUUGGUUUCUCGGCCUAUUGGCUAAGAUUCUGUUUGGACAUCAUGGAUUUGUCAUCUCAGCUGCAUUCUCGGCCUAUUGGCUAAGAUUCAGCUGUGAUCAGCUAUCAUCAGCUGCGUAUUUCCUGCAUUAAUAAUGUGUUGGAUAUGAAGAAUAAAAGUUGUGGAGCAAUUGUACAGGAAUUUUUUUAUUGAAAAAACAGUAUUGGGGUACCUCUUGGAUGUUCCAUGUAGCAAAAUUAAUGAGUUUAUCACCAGAAUCUCACUUGCUAACUUGAUAUGUCACUGAUUGAGACCCAAACUGCAUAAGAAUGUGUACCUUUUUUCUUAAAAACAGUAUGGAUAUCCUUAGUCAUAGUGGCUUCAAGGUCAUUUUUUUAAACACUUCAAAAUAAUAGAUUUCGUUGCGAUCAUCGAAUUGAAAUAUUUGGAUCCUCAUAUGGUACAUUAAUAUGCAUUCACUAACCAAAUUUUAGGCCAUUCCAAGAAAGUGUCAACACCCCUUUAACAACAAAAAAUUGGUUUAUAAAAAAACCUUUAAAAAAUCCUCCCAGCCUCUUUUGAUUCCUAGCAAUUAUACGCUUAGUUUUUAGUCAAGAUUUGAAUCUGUAUACAGUACUUUUCUGCUGCACUUCAGUUUGAUAUUUUCUCGUUUGUAUAAUUAUACAUGUACAUGUAUAUCAAUAUGAUGUGAUAUUGAGAUUGUCCAAAUAAA